Messenger RNA from Amborella trichopoda, 624 nucleotides. Lineage: Eukaryota; Viridiplantae; Streptophyta; Magnoliopsida; Amborellales; Amborellaceae. The record is from RefSeq and is a predicted model, not a curated record.
AUGCUCCAAAGUGAAUUUGACAUCGAAUAUGUUACUGAGAAAUCAGUCAAGGGGCAAGCAAUUUCAGAUAAUUUAGCUAAACAUGCCUUACCUGACUACAUCCCCAUCAAAACGGAUCUCCCUCAUGAGGACCUCUUUGUCAUUGAGGAUCCCACUUGGGAGUUAUACUUUGACGGGGUUAGGAAUGAAUAUGGCACUGGUGUAGGAGUCAUCCUAUGCACUUCAGAGAAAAAAAUGUUUCCAACCGCCAUAAGGCUCAAUUUUUCCUGCACAAGCAAUGCUGCAGAAUAUGAAGCUUUAAUAGCUGGUCUCGAGAAUGCCUGUGAACUCCAAAUUGAACAAUUACGGGUCACGGGAGAUUCUUUGCUUGUAAUAAAUCAAAUUAACGAAGAAUGGAAAGUUAAAGUCAAAAAGCUUCAGCUCUACUGGGACUCAGUUGUAAAGUUGUCAAAAUGCUUAAAAAAAGCAACCUUUCAACAUGUGACUUGGGAAAACAACCGGUUCACCAAUACUUGGGCCACUCUCACAUCAAUGGUGGAUAUUCAUCCCCAAAUGAGUGUCCAACCAUUCUACAUUAGACACAAGAGUGAUUCUUCUCCUCCCAAGAUGGAGUUGGAAGAGUAG